CAAGAUGGUAAGUUUUCUACAGGUUGAUGUUGCUAGACAAAUCCUUCAUAGAAUUAUUACCAAAAGGGAAGGGUUCUCUUGGACAACUAGAGGAGGCAUGGUUGCUAUCCGUGUAGAAGCUUUGUCAGGAUUCACUAAUUCUAUACUCAGCCCUUAUGUCCUUCCAGAGGUUUCACUGAAUGAUCCUAUUGAGAAGUAUAUGACAGCAUUUGAAGAAGCUGAUCCAUUACCUGCUAGCUUGAAAUUGGACAAAGUUAUUAUGAGCUUGGAUUGGAAUCUGCUCUGGGGAUUUUUUUUUUGUUCUACCUUAUCACAAGAUUCGAUGAUGAGAUGCAAUGCAACUAAGAACAAUGGUUAUUGA
Messenger RNA from Phoenix dactylifera (date palm), 361 nucleotides. The record is from RefSeq and is a predicted model, not a curated record. NCBI's taxonomy places the organism in Eukaryota, Viridiplantae, Streptophyta, Magnoliopsida, Arecales, Arecaceae.